UUGAUCUGUAGUCCAGAGAAUCUAUCGAUAUCACUCUAAAACCACAAGAUCGUGCUUUAAAUCUGUCACAUUGUUGCGUCUUGAGAACACAUCGCACAAUCGUAUCUUUAUACUGGUUCUCCGUCGUGAAAACAUUCCAUUCAUAAAUUCCACACCGUCCAUAGGUUUCUCGAAAGGAGAACAGGGGGAGAGAGAGGUAAGCGAGAGAGUGUGAUAGUGGGGGGAAAGGUUCGGAAAGAGAGCAACCGAAAAGAGAGUUCGAACUUGGUGGGUCAGGUGGUGGUUCCAUGAAGAAGUGACAGUGGUUUCGAAUGUGUAUAUGGACGAGAUCGCCACGAUGACCGUUCCACCGACACUGCCGGCGAAGGCUCAGUCCCGGGAUGGGAGCCAGGUUGCCCGACAGACUGUGUCAAUCCGGACUGUUUCCAAUCCCACCACGGCUACACCGAGCACAGGGGCCGGAGCAACGGUAUUCGUCGGACUGGCCGCUCCUGGCGUUGAUUCCGUGGCAGCCUGUAGGAGAAGAAUCCCGGAAGUGCAAUCGGCGAACGGCUACGGUAAGCAGACCAGCGUGAAGUCCGUGGCGCAGAGCCUUUCGCAGAGCCAGCAACAGACUAGCCAGCAGCAGCAACAGCAGCAACAGCAUCAAGCGGCGCAUGUGGUGAAGAUCAAGAUCAAUCCGGAUGGUGACAAGAACGGCAGGGUGAUAUCGACCGUACGAUUGACUCUGGACGAGAAGGUCGGCCACGAAGUCGAGCAGGAGAACGGGAUCGCGUGCGAACGUUCGAGCAAGCGUGACGGUGGUGUGGUCGUGAGUGCGACGAAUCUGGUGAACGAGCAGCGUUGUGGAAGUGCCGGUGCCGGUGAAGGCUGUGUGAGGAUCAGUGUCGGUUGCAACCCCUUCGAACGCAACAACAACACCACCACGAAUAACAACAACAACAACAACAACAAUCACGAUAAACACGAUCGUAACAACAGCACGGAGAAAGACAUGGUCCACCGCAACACCCCGGAUACCCUAAAUACCUCUGCCGACACACGGUCGAACACCUGCUUCUAUUAUAAUUCGUACCAGAAUCCGUUAACCGGUAUGGUGAUGUCCAGCGGACAAUGUUCGCCCAGCGACACCUUGGACAGUGGUACCUGCAGUGAUCUGGAUGGCACGCCGCCGCCGCUGCCCAAGAAGAAGAACGCCAGCACGGUUCUCCUAGCCAGCGAUCAGCAUAAACGUACGGGGAGUUUGACCAGCAGCGGCGCGGAAGUGGACAGCGACGAUAACGAGAGCAACAUCAGCUGCGACUCUUUGAAUCCGGGCGACCUAGGCGACGGGAUGAUAGUAGAACGAAACGUGAACGGGAGCAUCGAGGCUGAUCAGAGUCUGGACUACCAAGAGAUCAAUCGUCUGGAGAACGGUGUCGAUCACCGGAACGACACCGUUCUGAAUUUAAAACGACUAGACCCGUCGAACGAGAACGAGCACGAGGAACCGAUUAAUAAAGACCCCGCGCCAGCUGCCACGACACCGGAAGUCGACUCGAACUCUUCCUCCUCCAGAGGCUCGCCCAGCGUCUCCCCGUCACCGUCCGCCGCCUCGACCUUGUCGAAAGCUUCGUCCACACCGAGGAUCAGGAGUCCAGACUUGGACCACCAUAGCAAAGUCUCCUCCCCGGUGGUGAAGGAAUGCACCUACGAGGAGAGGAAACAGGAACAGGAGAGGCUAGAGCAGGAGUCUAUCGCCGGUGAUGUCGACACCAGCGUGAAUCCGAUCACCGGCAAGAAGUACGUCUACGAGUACGACAGGUUCUACAAGUUUCAUAUGAACGAACUGAAAGGGGGGAAUAAUAAGGACACCAGCAGGGGAUUGGUGCUAGGUGACAAGGAUACCGACGAAUGUUUCGCCGGUUACAAGAUCCUCGAUAAGGAGGCCAUACGCAGUGCCAAGGGGACUGUGCGCGGUGUCAAAAACAGGGUGCGCGCUGGCAUCGCGACGUUUCUUCAGAAACCAUCCUCCCAGCCAUACACACAGAAACUUCUUUUCCAGGUAAUAAUUUACACGACGACCUCUGGCAUUGUUAGGAAAACGUUCUACAACUGCAAGAAGGUGAAGCAGAUCCUGAGGACGCAUAUGGUCAAGUACGACGAGUUGGAUCUGUUCGGCGACGCGGAACUUCAGGCAGAAUUGAGGGAUCGUUUGGGGCUGAGCACGAUACAAUUGCCGCAGCUUUUCAUUGACGGACAACACAUUGGGGGAUUUGACACCGUCGAGCGGCUCAACGAAUCCGGAGAGCUGAGGGAUAUGCUUAAGCCUUACCAGAGCGAUGACGCGUGCACCGUGUGCCUAUUCUGCGGUGGCUACCAAUGGCAGCUAUGCCCGAUUUGCAACGGCAGCAAGAGGUCCGUACACCGCAACGACUUCACCGCGGAAUUCGUCGCGCUGAAGUGCGCCAAGUGCGACGUGAACGGUCUGAUUCGCUGUCCCCAUUGCUGAAGGACGAAGGCUCCACACGCAUCUCUUUCUCUCUUUCUCUCUUUCUCUAUUUAAGACUAAGGUGCUACGAGAAGUAAUAAAUUUCAUUACACAAGUUAAGGACGACGCGCUGACAGAACAGAUCCAUAUCUACGUUUCCAGCGCGAUUUUCGUCGAGCGUGUAAGCGUUGUCCCCCGGCUCGAAUUCCCUUUUCAUCCUACAGAUGCGGUUUCGGUGUGUUUCCGUCGUUUGAAAAUCUCCACUCACGGGGGGAAAAACGAACGAUUCGUAAAUUCGAGAUAAAGGGGUGCUUGUAUGCUCGACCUCGACCACUGAACACGAUUCGCAGAUACUAAUUGCGCGACCCCCGUCAACUGUAAAAUAACAGCUAAUAAAGCUUAUCUAAUGUUUUGUAAUAUG
Messenger RNA from Dufourea novaeangliae, 2891 nucleotides. RefSeq lists its product as uncharacterized. The transcript has 5 exons. The record is from RefSeq and is a predicted model, not a curated record. Gene Ontology annotation, biological process: sensory perception of sound. NCBI's taxonomy places the organism in Eukaryota, Metazoa, Arthropoda, Insecta, Hymenoptera, Halictidae. The coding region runs from base 320 to 2491 and encodes 723 amino acids.